AUGGAGCGGUCCGGGACCUUCAGGACCAUUAUGGCAGACGGGGUUCAAGAGGUCUUGGAGCUGUGCAUCGGGUAUUCGGCUGGCAAGCCUCCCAGCCCCGCACCCGCCGGUGUGGCGAGCGAGCUCGUUUCCAGGGCUCUGGAGCUCUUGUUCCAAUGGACCACCAAGUAUGCCACAAAACAUGUGCAGUUGCUGCUCAGCUACAUGUACCUCAAGAACAAGCUCAAGCUUCCUCUGCAAGACCUGCCGGUGCAGCUAGCAGCCUCUGCCUCCCCACCCUCUCAGCCCAGCCCUGCAGCCCUGCGACAUCAGAGCGAGAACUGGGAUGAGAUCGUGUACUCGGCCAAGUCCACUGUCCAUGAGUUGACGAGCCAUCUGGCGGCCCUGAGCGCGGUGUGCGGGCUGGACGCUCCUGGCGAGGAUGAUGCUGGGCAGGAUUGGGAGGAUGUGGAGGAGGCGGGCCCAUCCUCUGCCGUGGCAACGGAGGGGACAAGUACCUUGAAGACGGCCUGGCCCAGAUUCGACCCCGGACGGGUGGACCUCGCCAUUGCUGGCCCGCUCCUGGACCAGGCGGCAGCUGCGCGGCAGCUGGUCGUACAGGAGCUGGUGCCCGUGCUCCGUGCCGAGCUUGCAAGGGGCGGUGCGCAUGGCGCCGAGGCCGGCCCCCUCCUGUGCGGUCUGGAGGAGGCCUCGCGACAGCUGGACCUCCCGGGCAUCGCCGCGCUGGCCGAGCGCUGGCGGGCGCUGAAGGGCGCUGCGACCGAGGCGGGGACCGAGCGGGCAGAGGGAUCGCCGCCGACAGGAUCCAGGGCUGCACUGGGCGCCGCACCGGGCGGCAAGGAGGCGGCCGGCCGCGGGCAGGCUCCCACCACAAAAGGGCUCGGCGGGCGGAUGCCCCGCGUGCCUCCUUCCCAACUCCCCGAUGCAGACCCCUAUGCUGGGAUCGUCGAUCCGGCUGCCCCCCGGUCCGGGCCGCACUCAAUCGCGAAGGCUGUGGUGGAGCCGGCCGCCGUCGCAGCCAGGGCACCCAGCGCCAAGCAGCCGUCGCUGCCGGAGGAGCUCGCAGGCGGUGUCACUGACGAGCGGCACGGCUGA
This is a messenger RNA of Auxenochlorella protothecoides, 1095 nucleotides long. RefSeq lists its product as hypothetical. Gene Ontology annotation, cellular component: chromosome. The record is from RefSeq and is a predicted model, not a curated record. Lineage: Eukaryota; Viridiplantae; Chlorophyta; Trebouxiophyceae; Chlorellales; Chlorellaceae. Bases 1 to 1095 code for a protein of 364 amino acids. Gene Ontology annotation, molecular function: RNA polymerase II complex binding. Gene Ontology annotation, biological process: transcription-coupled nucleotide-excision repair; response to UV. The transcript is spliced from 5 exons.